Molecule: messenger RNA, 860 nt
Organism: Agrilus planipennis (emerald ash borer)
Lineage: Eukaryota; Metazoa; Arthropoda; Insecta; Coleoptera; Buprestidae
Product: protein BCCIP homolog
Exons: 4
Coding region: 27-836 (269 amino acids)
Cellular component (GO): nucleus
Source: RefSeq, a predicted model, not a curated record
UUAGCACAUGCAACUAUAACCUGAAAAUGGCAGGUCCACAGAAGAAACGUUUAGUGGCCGAAAAUCAAUCAAAUGAUACUACUCAACAAACCGAAAUUCAAGCUGACUUUGAAGGAAGAAAUCCGGAAUAUGAAGAUUUCCAUGGUAUCAAACAGCUACUGCAUCAGCUUUUUCUUAAAGCACAUAUUGAUUUAGGGGCUUUAACUGAACUUAUUUUAAACCAGAAAGGCGUAGGAAGUGUUUUGAAACAAAGUUUUGAUGAUUAUGAUGAUGAAGAUGAUGAAGAUCUGGUUGAUGAAUCAGAAGUUUUUGGUAUUUCCACAAUAGUAAAUUUAUCAGCAAAAAGUAAUUCAUCUGUAGUACAAGAACUGUUUAGUUACUUGAAGGAUUUAGCAAGUCAAUAUUUAAAAGGAAAUGAUUUAGAUAGAGUCAAAGAUAUUUUAUCAGGAUCCUUAAAAGUUGGUCUCUUACUUAAUGAACGCUUUAUAAACAUUCCUCCAAAGGUUGCAGAUCCCUUAUUAAGUUCAUUAGAAAAAGAACUAAAAAGUGUCUCAAAGAAAGACUCAUCUUAUAAUUUUGACUAUCUUAUAGCAGUUUGCAAAACAUACAAAAAUGGAAAAACCCAAGAAGAGUUUUACACUAAUCAAGAAGAAAUAAUAUUUUGUAAGGAAUGUGAAAUUUCUUUUGAAUUAUCAGUAGCCGGUCAAACAGACACAGGACUUGGAGGCAAAUGGACGGAAGAUGAUAUUGAAAUGACACCUUAUAGGAAAGUAUUGUUUAUUAAGUCUAAUAAGUUUCCUGUUAUUGUAAAUUCUGUUAAAGAACUUGUUGCUUAAUAAAUAAAAAAAUUACAAUUACAA